Molecule: messenger RNA, 1359 nt
Organism: Penicillium canescens
Lineage: Eukaryota; Fungi; Ascomycota; Eurotiomycetes; Eurotiales; Aspergillaceae
Product: putative MFS transporter Seo1
Exons: 4
Coding region: 1-1359 (452 amino acids)
Biological process (GO): transmembrane transport
Cellular component (GO): membrane
Molecular function (GO): transmembrane transporter activity
Source: RefSeq, a predicted model, not a curated record
AUGACCGCCCCCCAACAACGGCGGAAAUGGUACCACCUCCAAUGGUUCACAGACCAAGAUACAAAAGAAGAGAGAAAGCUUAUCCUCAAGUUGGAUCUCUUGAUUGUUCCAUAUGCCUUUCUUGCAUAUUGGACUAAAUAUAUUGAUCAGGCCAAUAUCAAUAAUGCAUAUGUUUCUGGUCUCAAGGAUGAUCUGGGUCUUCAUGGAAAUGAGCUCGUCCAGCUACAGACCAUGUAUACCAUUGGUGCGGUGGUCGGCCAGCUUCCCUUUGCGUACUUGUUCACCAGACUUCCCAUGUCUUGGCUCAUUCCGCUCAUGGAUGUUGCUUGGGGGAUUUUCACGUUGGUACAGUAUCGUGCUAACUCUUAUGCUGAAUUGGCUGCGUAUCGGUUCCUUGUGGGAUGGUUUGAGGCGGGUUUCUUUCCAGGGAUGCAUUAUAUCUUCGGCUCAUGGUAUCGAGGCGACGAAAUCGCCCGACGAGGAGGCUGUUUCUAUGUUGGUCUUACAUUCGGUACAUUGACUGCCAGUCUCAUCCAAGCUGGUGCAUCAAGCCGACUCGACGGCGUGAAUGGUCUCGCAGGAUGGAGGUGGAUGUACAUCAUCUGUGCCAUCAUUACCAUCCCAGUUGGAAUCCUCGGAUACUUCAUCUUGCCAGGCUCGCCGGAUAAACCCAACAAAUUCGUGCUGAAAGAUAAAGACGUUCAAAUCGCUAAAUCUCGCCUGGAGCGUGCCUCGCAUAAAACUGAGGAAGCGCCUCUUUCUUGGGGCACCGUGCUCAAGGUCGGCCGGAACUGGAAAUUCUGGGCUAUGUUAUGGCUGGAUAUCUUCUUCUGGAAUGCAUGUCACAACACAAGUGCUGGUGGAUAUCAACUGUGGCUGAAGAGUCUCGGUCGGUACUCUACAAGUCGCCUGAAUGAGCUGGCUGCUAUAUCUCCUGCGCUGGGUAUAUUCUAUACACUCUUCGUGUGUUUCUCUUCAGAUCUAUUCCUCGGCCCUGCGUGGGCAAUUACCGUGUCCCAUCUCUGGAAUAUUCUCGGUCUUGUGAUUCUUGUCAUAUGGGAUGUCCCAGAAUCGGCCCUUUGGUUUGCUUUCAUGACAACUUAUUCGGCUGUUGCCAUGUCUAGUGUUCUCUAUGGGUGGGUUAACAGCCAGCUGCGAUAUUCGCCUACUGAGCGUGCUUUGACACUUAUCGUUGUCAAUACGGUUGCCCAGUCUACUACGGCUUGGACGCCGCUACUUGUGUUCAAGACUGUUGAGGGUCCUCGGUUCACGAAGGGUUACUCGUUUGUCCUUGCUAAUGCGAUUUGCUUGAUCGGGCUUGCGCAUGGGAUUCAAUAUUUCAUAUCACGAGAAGAGUAA